This is a messenger RNA of Anopheles stephensi (Asian malaria mosquito), 2490 nucleotides long. It is a transcript of the gene ninaG, whose product is annotated as neither inactivation nor afterpotential protein G. The transcript is spliced from 5 exons. The record is from RefSeq and is a predicted model, not a curated record. Lineage: Eukaryota; Metazoa; Arthropoda; Insecta; Diptera; Culicidae. The coding region runs from base 41 to 1999 and encodes 652 amino acids. Gene Ontology annotation, molecular function: oxidoreductase activity, acting on CH-OH group of donors; flavin adenine dinucleotide binding.
CACCAGCUCUAGGUCAGUAUCGAGUGAACAACGGGGAACGAUGGGUUGCCUCAAGAAAUUGGUGCUUGCUUCGUUUGUGACGGCCGCACUGGUUUGCGGUGCACUGCUGCUCGUGUGGAUAUGGCUUGGAGUGGAAAUUAUUCCCAAUCAAAUUCGUGACCCACGAACACUGCAGGAUCGGUCCUUCGAUUACAUUAUCGUCGGUGCCGGCACGGCAGGAUGUGUGUUGGCCAACCGUCUUUCGGAAAAUCCGAACGUAACCGUGCUGCUGGUAGAAGCGGGCGAUACGUUCGGUGCGGCUUCAAUCAUCCCGCUCAUCAGUACCGCCAUGCAGGGCACCAAGUACGAUUGGGCAUUCCGGACGACACCGCAGAAAUAUUCCUCACACGGUUUGGGUAACAAUCAACAACUGUUACCACGUGGCAAAGGAUUGGGUGGCUCGGGACAAAUCAACUACAUGCUACAUUUCACGGGCAUACCGGAGGAUUUUGACCGCUGGGAACGGUUGGGUGCACGUGAUUGGAACUGGCGUGGCAUGAAACCUUACCUCGAUAAGCUUAACCAUCCGGUGGCUGGGGGCGAUCAGGACGGUGAUGAUGACGUGCUGCAGGACUGUAAACAGGAGGAGCUUACUGGCGAGGAGUUGUAUGAGACCAACAACCACUACGCAUCGAUUCUGUCGGAAAGUGACAAACACGCAAGCAUUAGCUUUUGCACGCGAAAGGCUUCCCCACAAAACAGACACCUUUCCGCAACGGGUCGCUUACACAUAACCGAGGUGGACCCUCGGGACUCUCUGCUGGCAAAAGUGUUUACCGACGCACCACUAGAACUUGGUGAGCAGUAUCACUUCAAUCCGGCCCGUUACACCAUUCGCAAUGGAAUCCGUUGGAGCAGUUACCAUGCUUACCUGCGACCCGCCUUCGGACGUCCGAAUCUCUCCAUCCUAACAUCAACGUCCGUUGCGAAGAUCCUUUUCGAUGACACCAAUCGUACGAAGGGUGUGCUGGUGCAGCCGCCGAUCGGGACAGGCCACCACCAACCACCGGUUCGCAUCACAGUCGGGCGGGAAGUGAUACUGUCUGCCGGUGCCCUACACACACCACAGAUUCUGAAACUAUCUGGCAUUGGGCCGAAACUGGAGCUAAAACGGCACGGCAUCGAAGUGGUGCACGAUGCACCCGGCGUGGGACAGAACUAUUUCGACCAUCUCAAUCUGCCGCUGUUUGUGAGCAUCAACGCAACGGCCAGUGUAACGAUGGAUAAGGUCCUGUCGGUGGAUUCGAUCCGGCAGUACCUUCAGCAUGGUCGCGGAGUUUUAUCCACCACGGCCAUCGCUGGCAUUGGAAGUCCUCGUGGUGGUCGGUACGGCAUUAUUCUGUUCGGGAUGGGCAGUGUCGAUGAGCAAGCGCUACGCCACGUGUCCAACAUGGAAGAGGACACGUUCCGGGCGUUUUUCCCCUCCUACCAGAACACCAGCCAGGAAGGAUUCCUGUUCCUGAGCACCUGCCAUCAGCCGGCCAGCCGUGGAGGUAUCUUUCUGCGCGAUCGUCACAUCGACAGUGUUCCAUUUUUCAACCCAAACUAUCUGAAGGAUCGGUCCGACAUUGGGUGUAUGAUCCAAGCGAUACGAUUGGCUGCGCGGACGGUUCGGACGGAUGCUUUCCGGAGCAUAGGUGCCCAUCUGCACUGGCCACACAUAAAGCGGUGCUCAAAUUUCGGACCGCCGGUGAACAGCAGUACCGAGCAACCGUCUGAUCGGUAUCUGGAGUGUAUUCUGCGUACUUCGGCGCUUACAGGACAUCAUCCCGGAGGGACGGCCGCCAUUGGACUGCACAGUGAGGCUGUGGUUGACAAUCAGCUCAGGGUUAACGGAGUGCAUGGUUUGCGCGUCGUUGAUGCAAGCGUCUUCCCAGCGCCCGUAUCCGGAACACCGAACUCCGUGGUGAUUGCGGUGGCCGAAAAAGGAAGCGAUUUAAUAUUGCAAAACAGUAAUUGAUGUGCUGUUGGAAGAUGUAUUUCGUAGAAAAAAAAGACGGAAAAAGAAAAAAAAAGUCGCCUCCCCGACGGGGAAUCGAACCCCGGUCUCCCGCGUGACAGGCGGGGAUACUGACCACUAUACUAUCGAGGACUUGUGAAGGGAGCGUGCUUAAAGCGGCAUAUAAACAACGUGCGGCGGCUGAAACGACAACUAACGCGAGUGUUUUCUAUGAAUUAAGGAAAUUUACUCGAAUUACGAAGCCACAUUUUAGCAAUAAAAUUAAAUUACAAAUAAAUUGUCCAAUUGCUUCCGAUUACUAUAGCAUUAACCAGCUUAUAAGAGUUUCUGGGACGGGUAAUAUUUUUUAAGCGCAAUUUAAACAUCUCCAAUUAUCAGUCAAAUACCAACAGAAACAGAAGAAGUGUAAUGGCAUACAGAGAUACGGGAAGAAAUAUGCAGAGGAGGAGUUUCUAUCUGCUAUCAUCGUUGUUACGCGCAAUCAAUAAAAA